UCGAGAGGAUAUCGAUGCUGGUGAUCCUGCUCAACUGCGUCACUCUAGGGAUGUACCAGCCAUGCGUGGACGAUCAGUGCAUCACCAACAGAUGCAAGAUAUUACAGGUUUUUGAUGACAUAAUAUUCGCGUUCUUCACCCUGGAGAUGACGAUCAAGAUGGUGGCAAUGGGAGUUUAUGGGCACGGCACCUACUUAGCGGAUUCCUGGAAUAGACUGGAUUUUUUCAUCGUUAUGGCUGGAGCCCUCGAGUAUGCCCUGAACGUAGAAAACAUAAACCUAUCGGCCAUCAGGACCAUCCGAGUGCUGCGACCACUGAGGGCCAUCAAUAGGAUACCAAGUAUGCGUAUUCUAGUGAUGCUGCUACUCGACACAUUACCAAUGUUGGGUAACGUCCUGCUGCUAUGUUUCUUCGUUUUCUUCAUAUUCGGCAUCGUGGGCGUCCAACUGUGGGAAGGGAUACUCAGACAACGAUGCGAACUAGUGCUACCACCAAAUGUUCUCCGACCCAACAUAUCAUUUUAUUACGAGUUCUCUAAAGAACUGGACUACAUCUGCACGACACCUGAAGACUCCGGCAUGCACCUGUGCGGGGACUUCCCGCCGUAUCGCUACGGGCCUUUGGUCUGCAACGAGACUGCGAAGCCCUAUUCAUACAACACGCCCACAAACACGUCGUGUGUGAACUGGAACCAGUAUUACACGAAUUGCACCCAGAGGGGAUCCAAUCCGUUCCAAGGGACGAUAUCCUUUGACAACAUCGGGCUGGCUUGGGUUGCAAUUUUUCUGGUGAUUUCGUUAGAAGGAUGGACGGAUAUAAUGUAUUAUGUACAAGAUGCGCACAGUUUCUGGGACUGGAUAUAUUUUGUGUUGCUGAUUGUUAUCGGCUCAUUCUUCAUGAUCAACCUAUGCCUAGUCGUCAUAGCGACCCAGUUCAGCGAGACGAAGAAGCGCGAAAUGGAGCGAAUGCGUGCCGAACGCGCGCGUUUCACUUCAUCAUCAACCCUCGCUUCGUCCACCAAUAACAGUGAGCCGGCUACAUGCUACGCUGAGAUCGUGAAGUAUGUGGCCCAUCUCUGGAGAAGAUUCAAGAGAAGAAUGGCUAAGAAAAUAAGGGUGUACCGAUACCAGCGCGCUCAGCUCCAGUGGCGGACGAGUCGGGAAACCCUGCAGCUGCCGGCCAACAAGCCAAAGCAACACCACCCUUGCUGUCCCAGGGUGCACCCCCAGAGCAACGGAGGGAAAAGUGAGGAGGGAGCGGGAGACGAGCCCCUCGGCAGGCCCAGCCUGUUGCGUGUGCCGUCGCUGUCAGCUGCCGAUCUUGAGAAUGCGUCAAACCUAUCGCUACUAUCCCCGCCAUCACUGGCUCGAAGGCGAUCUUCGGUGAUGUUCAGUGACACUGUGCUCCUCCACACACCCAGCUCGCCUCACGGGGCCCACCCACAUAACGUGUGCUCUUCCGAGAAAAUGACACAGACAGAGUUCGACCUGCCGACAGGCGAGUCGGCAGAGGAGCGCGCGGCCGCUGGUGGCACGAUGUCGUGUCAGGAACUCCUGGCGUUAUCUGGUGCCCUGUCGGCUGCCCUGCCCACGGGACAAGUCGCCCUGGACUCGUUCUUUGAAGAACUGACCAAGGGCAUCAGCAAGAGAGCAGGGGAGGAGAAAUCUGACUCGAAGACCGUAGAAAUAGAAGACUUUUCGUGCUGCGCUGAACUGCUAGCCGCCGAACAACUGGCCAAAGAAGCUAAGAAGAACCGAUUCACCAGCGCUUGCUCCCGAUUUUGGAAAAGAAUUUCCAAGUUUCUAUCCUGGCUAAGAAAACACAUCAAGAACAUUGUCAAUCAUAAAUAUUUCCAACAAGGUAUUUUAUUGGCUAUCCUCAUAAACACGCUAUCAAUGGGCAUAGAGUACCACAAUCAGCCCGAAGAGCUGACAGUAAUAGUUGAGAUCAGCAACAUAGUAUUUUCCGCCAUAUUUGCGGUAGAAAUGGUCCUCAAAAUCAUCGCCGAGGGACCCUUCAAAUACAUUUCCAACGGGUUCAAUGUGUUCGACGGAGUCAUUGUGAUUCUCAGCGCAUUCGAACUGGCUCAGAGUUUAGGCCAGGAAAGGGACUUGGCAGGGAGUUCGGGUUUAUCGGUGCUCCGUACAUUCCGACUCCUGCGCAUCCUAAAACUGGUCAGGUUUAUGCCAAAUCUACGACGGCAGCUCUUCGUCAUGCUAAGAACUAUGGACAACGUCGCCGUAUUCUUCUCGCUACUCGUACUCUUCAUUUUCAUCUUCAGUAUUCUGGGCAUGUAUCUAUUCGGUGGUAAGUUUUGCAAGUUCGUGGAGGACAAUGGCACCGAGCGGGAUUGCACCUGCCCCGAGAUCAUCUCCCACCACCCCAAGUGUGAGUGCGACAGGAAACAUUUUAAUAACAUCUUGUGGGCUACCGUCACCGUCUUCCAGGUGUUGACCCAGGAGGAUUGGAAUAUUGUACUAUUUAACGGAAUGGAAAAGACAAGUCACUGGGCCGCAUUAUAUUUUGUGGCUCUCAUGACUUUUGGAAAUUAUGUACUAUUUAAUCUGUUGGUUGCUAUCCUGGUCGAAGGAUUCAGUUCUGAGCGAAACGAGCGACGGGAACGCGAGCAACGCGAACUGGCGAAGUCAAAAUUGUCGAGCGAAUGCUUUUCGGACAAUAACGAACUGCAGUACGACGAGUCGAAUUCGGGCUCGCAUUCGAGCGACAGCUUUUCACAGAACGAAAUCAAGAACUACUGGAAGUCAGCCGACGACGUGCGAAAAGCCAAAGACGACGUAAACGGACACAAGGACAAACGCUCGCGGCGCAAGAAUAAAUCUGCUCAUCACCCCACGCUUUGCAAGGAUUGCGCGCAGUCCAACAAAUGCAACAUACAAAAGGAAUCUAAAAUGUUAGCAAGCGGCACAGCAAAUGAAGUUACAGUAGUGCCCAUGAUUACGCACACAGCAGCAACUCCUCAAGACUCCCCUUCCACGACCUUGGAGCCUGGGGCAUCAUUCAGGGAUUUCAACCUCGCCCUGACUCUAGAAAGGUCUUCCAUGCUGUCCAGCUUAGACUCCAUUGAUAGGACUUCCUGCACAAGCAUCCCAGGUCUCCUCAAACCACCAAACAGUUACACUCUCACCCUCCAUUCGGCUGCCGCGCAACUCGGCUCCGAAAAAGCCCGUCUUCCCCCCAUGACCCUCGCCCCUCCCCCUCUCACCCUAGCCCCACCACCCCUCAGAUCCAGCACUCCAGGAUCACAAUCUCCUACUACUCCAAAAUCACUAGCCUCCCCAGUGCUUCCGGAGAAAAACUUACAGAUAACGAUUGUGAAAGACGACAACUGUUUGAAUACCAGUGACAAAUCUAGUCUUCUGAGCUCACAAAAGAGCGUUAGUGUUUCCAGCGCGGGUGUGAACGGCGAGGACAAGUGCCGCGUCCAGAGAGGGUACAGCUGGCGGCUGUCCAGGCCCAGUUUGAGACGUAAACAGAAGCACAGGACUGGAUCUGAUUCUGACGCUGUGGUCCUGAACAAUGGGAGGGAUCAUGCCACUUGUAACGGAUCAGGCGUCCGCAAGAAUGAGCUAUUGCUAUCAUCGUCGAUGGUGAUUAAGAACGACACGCAGUCGGAGCUGCCCAACAACAGAUCUCGGCCGCAGCUGCCGGCGCCAAGAGUGCUGGCACAACCAGCGAGACGCGUGUCGGCUCAUACAGCACCACUGCUUCCUGAUGUAUCAUGGAAAGCUCCAGAAUCAACCUUUUCAGCGGAUUCAACAGUUCGCCUUGACUCAGUCAAACCUCCACCUCAUAGACUAUCCCUCACAAAUGAUUAUUUAACAGUGACGUCAGUAUCAGAAGUGAAAGCCAGCAACCUGGCACCACUACCGGCCACAGCUCCCCUGGCGGUGACUCCGCGACCGGUGCGUACUGAACCGCCCGCGCUGCCACCAAGGAACAACCAACCGCUGCCUCUUGUCAAGCAAAUCAACGAGGAGGUGGCAAUAUCCAACAAUGUUUGUUUUCUAUCAGCAAGAUUCGAUAGAAGACAGUUCAAAUUUAAAGAUCUCUUUCGCUUCAUGGAGCCAACAGGGUGUCUCAAAGAAAAGGAGGAUUAUUCGCUUUACAUCUUCGCCCCAGACAACAAAAUGAGAAGAUUCUGCACCUGGAUGGUGACGCGGAGUUGGUUCGACAACAUCGUGUUGCUGUUCAUCGCGCUCAACUGCAUCACGCUCGCGAUGGAGCGCCCCAACAUCCCGCCCGACUCCAAGGAGCGCGCCUUUCUCUCCAGUGCCAAUUACGUGUUCACAGUUGUCUUCGCCGUUGAGAUGUUCAUAAAGGUUGUGGCUUCAGGAAUGUUUUACGGACCUGAAGCAUACUUCACAUCAGGGUGGAACAUCAUGGACGGUUCCCUUGUUAUUAUAUCUAUAAUUGAUUUAUUGAUGUCUCUGGUGUCAGAGUCCAGUCCACGUAUAUUUGGAAUUCUCAGGGUAUUUAGGCUAUUAAGGUCUUUGCGGCCGUUAAGGGUAAUAAACCGUGCGCCAGGUUUGAAGUUGGUAGUUCAAACCCUGCUCUCGUCUUUACGACCCAUCGGAAAUAUAGUUCUAAUCUGCUGCACAUUCUUCAUUAUUUUUGGAAUCCUGGGAGUGCAGUUAUUCAAAGGAGCUUUUUUCUACUGCGAGGGUGCGAAUAUAAAAAACGUCAAGAACAAAACGGACUGCCUUGCUAUCGAAGGCAAUGUGUGGGUGAAUAGGAAGUACAACUUCGACGAUCUUGGCAAGGCUCUCAUGUCGUUGUUCGUGCUGAGCUCAAGAGACGGGUGGGUCAAUAUCAUGUACACCGGCCUUGAUGCCGUUGGUGUUGAUCAGCAACCAAUAGUAAACUAUUCGGAGUGGCGUCUCCUGUACUUCAUCGCGUUCAUACUCCUGGUGGGGUUCUUUGUGCUGAACAUGUUCGUGGGCGUCGUGGUGGAAAACUUCCACCGCUGCCGCGAGGAGCAGGAGAAGGAGGAGCGAGUGAGGAGGGCGGCCAAGAGGGCGCUGCAGAUGGAGAAGAAAAGACGAAAGAUGCACCAGAGACCGUAUUAUUCCGACUAUUCUCAAACGCGACUCUUUGUGCAUAAUGUAGUAACUUCCAAAUACUUUGAUUUAGCCAUAGCUGGAGUGAUUGGGUUGAACGUAGUUACUAUGGCCAUAGAAUAUUAUAGAAUGCCUCCAGCUUUGCAAUAUGCAUUAAAGAUUUUCAACUAUUUCUUUACUGCGGUCUUCAUCCUUGAAGCUGCAAUGAAAUUAGUGGCACUAGGCUUUAAAAUAUACUUAAAAGACAAAUGGAAUCAGUUGGACGUGAUAAUCGUCAUACUUUCCAUAGUGGGUAUAGUUUUAGAAGAAUUAGAAACGAAUAUAAUUCCAAUAAACCCAACGAUAAUGAGGGUGAUGAGAGUGUUAAGAAUAGCUAGGGUGUUGAAACUACUGAAGAUGGCGAAAGGCAUAAGAGCAUUGCUAGAUACGGUGAUGCAGGCGUUGCCGCAAGUUGGCAAUCUAGGCCUGUUGUUUUUUCUGCUAUUUUUCAUCUUUGCGGCCUUGGGCGUGGAACUUUUUGGCAGACUGGAGUGUUCGGAUGAAAUUCCUUGCCAAGGUCUGGGGGAGCACGCUCACUUUGCCAACUUCGGGAUGGCUUUCCUGACUCUAUUCCGAGUGGCGACAGGGGACAACUGGAAUGGCAUUAUGAAGGACACGCUUCGGGAAGAUUGCGACAGCUCUGUGGACUGCGUGCGGAACUGCUGCGUGUCCACCAUCAUCGCUCCCAUAUUCUUUGUGGUGUUUGUGCUCAUGGCACAGUUCGUGCUCGUCAACGUUGUAGUUGCUGUACUUAUGAAACACCUAGAAGAAUCGCACAAACAAAUGGAAGACGAAAUCGACAUGGACGUAGAACUAGAACGUGAAUUAGAAAGAGAAGCCGACGAUGAAGAAGACAGGGCUCUUUGCCGAGCACUAGAACAGUGCACCUCCCCGCCACGGCCGCUAAAUAAGGUACCGUCCCUCCCAGCCAACUUCACUUACAGCGAGCCAAAACACCAACCAUUGCCGUCCCCCGCACGCAGAAGGCGCACGCUUCACUCCCACCACGCUUUAUUGCCGGCAUCACUACCACCGAGAAGGGCUUCAUUAUCUCCUCAUGCCUUCGGUCGACGUCGGCAGGAUUCCGCGUCGGACCCGCCGGCGGCCCUGUACGAAGAGGACGCUCGCUUUAUUGACGCCGACGACAUCGAAGAGCUCGAACCUGGUAGCCCCCCAAGGCGAGACUCCUUCGCACAGAAUCGCAGACAGCGAGUCGACAAAAGAAAUUCAUUAAGAGGCGAGGAAGCCAGGCUCCUCCGACCGGCACCAGUGCUGCUGGCCGUGCCAUCUACGAGACAAAACGUUAGGAUAAGUUCUAAAAGAAGAUCCUCCACCGAAUCGGCUGUAACGAGUGAGGCAAGCCAUGCGUCAGUUCGGUCUCAAAUUAUGCGACCUCUCGAAGUGAAUGAUCAAAUCAUUACGGAAGAAGAGAAAAUACGAAUAGUGAUAGCUGAAAGGCGGAAAAUUGACGCGGCGAGACCUGAGACCGACGACGUGGUGGAGCUGGCGGAGCGCGGCUCCUAGUCCAGGCGGGGCCGGCCGCAGCAACACCAUGAAGUCUACAUCUAGGCGCCAUUCAAAAUGGCGUCCGGGUGCACCUACUCCUCUAAUCCUCUCUCUUCCUCGAGUGCUCAAGGAACAGUAAAUAAGUUUGAACUCGGUUGCGCUAUGACAGUGACUCUGUGACUCUGUGUUUUAAAGUCGUAUUAUACGUUAAAGUGAUGUGUUCUAGAAUUCAACCGAAAGAGCGGCAGUGCUUGUGAAGUUUGAUUGUGGUGUUUCCUUUUACUUCCAUACCUUCGUACCUUCAACCAACCAUCCCUUACUUUUUCGAAUGCGGCCGGUUCAACGACAUUAAUUUGUUAAGAGACUUUAAUAAAUUUAUUUUAAGGUGUAUAAAAUUAGAUAGAUAGGAACUAGGAACUAGUCAAUUUGUUGUGGUGGGAUGUUUUCUACGAGCGCUAUGUUCACUUCUAAUUUUACAGAAUAUUUUAUUAGUACGGUGCUUGCUGUUAAAGUUUUAUUCGUUAUUUAUUAAUGAUAGCAUAGGAGGUACUCUAAGAGUCAGAACAACCUCAACGAACAUUGGUUUAGCGAGUUUUGGAAAUAGUUUUCAUUCGUUGUACAGCGGACUUGUUAUUUGUGUGUCAAUUUAAUGUUAGAAUUUAUUUACACCUUAAGGUCGGGUUUCGAAUCAUUGAAUCUUAGAAUUUACAUGUUAUUGAAAAUGUGUAAUCCAACGAUAUGAUGAAAAGCCUAUACUAGUAUGAUUUAAAUGUGGUUUAGUUGAUAAAUCAAUAACUUCUAGUCAACGACUGUGUAGCCUCGUAGUAAAUUGUUAAUAGUUAGACUUUCAAUCUGAUAAGUAUCUAAACAGAACCAAUCGUUCGUGAAUUGAGUAUUAUUCUCUCUAAAUAUAAAAAAAUAAUAUUUUCUGAAUAUAAAAGAAUCCUAUUUUCUUACAGAGUCGUACGUAAUUUAGACGUUUAUCUGGCAAUACGCACAUAAAGAUAGAAGUUAGAUUGUAACAGUAGCCAGAGAACUACAUUAAACUGAUUGAUCGUACCAAUUAUGGUCAACGAUAGUGGUUGUUUAUUUGACGUACUAUGCUGUUUUGUGUUAGCGCAGUCUGUCAUUAGCCGUGCCAAAUCUACGAAAAUCUUUGAGGAUAAGCGGAUGUUUUGUACUAUUUUAAUUGAUCACUCAUGUAGCUACUCGUCUUUUGUGACUUUCCGGCUUGUAGUAACGAUACGGAGAGAGGUGAAGCGAGGUGAAGCUAAGCUAAGUACCGAAAACUUUAAAGAAAUAAACUGCUAAAUAUUUGCCGCCAGAAUUAUUUCUGCAAAGUGACGUCACUAUGUGGUUCGGGUUACAAUGCAGGAGACCUAGUUAGGGAAGUCAGCAAUAAAUUUUAUACUUCGACUGUGCCUUUCCUAUUUCUAAUGUACUAGUUUGUGAAGUUGAUUGUGGGUAGACUCUGAUCUUAAUAAAUGUAUACUGUAGGAGUUGAAGGUUUAAUAUAAUAAAUACAUUAUAACUCUUGUUGAGACUAUUAAGUUUUCGUUGUAAAUCAUAAUAUGGAAAAUUUUGUAUCCUACUAAGACAUUUCCGAUGGAAAACUGAAUUUACUCCAUCAUUCCGAUGACGUUUUUUUGUUUUGUAAUAAUUUAUAACUUUGUGAUGCUUUUGUUAUUUUGUUAUACAUUUAUUCCAUUGCAUUUUAAUAGAUUUUCUUGUUCAAAUAGUAAUUUAAUCUUUUCCUUCCAUUAUACUAUCUGUUUAUUACAUUACGAUGUCUUCCAUCUUUACCUUUACCCAUGAUUUAUGACUAUGACAUGUACUAAUUAUAUUUAAUGUUUAAUCAGUAGUAGCAAUAGUAAACUGGAAUUCAUAACGAUAGUAGAACCAUAAUCAAAUAUAAUUUAAACUCACUUAAAAGAAUUGACUAAAUGGAAUUUAGUAAAUUUAAGAAUAGCAUUUUCGUGAUAUAAGUAAAUUUCGUGAUAAUGAUGAAUAAUUGUUUUUCGGUACUGACUGUAUUAUAAUUUAAGAGGUAUGAACAAUGUUCAUUGGUUGAGUACACCUGUUAAAAUUAGCUGGUGAUCUGUCAAGUUAAGAAAGUUAUGAUGAUGUUAGGUUGAAAAAAUAAAUCUAAAUUCUCAA
Ostrinia nubilalis (European corn borer) is the source of this 8780-nucleotide messenger RNA. RefSeq names its product voltage-dependent T-type calcium channel subunit alpha-1G (gene Ca-alpha1T). Gene Ontology annotation, molecular function: low voltage-gated calcium channel activity; voltage-gated sodium channel activity. The record is from RefSeq and is a predicted model, not a curated record. NCBI's taxonomy places the organism in Eukaryota, Metazoa, Arthropoda, Insecta, Lepidoptera, Crambidae. Gene Ontology annotation, biological process: calcium ion transmembrane transport; membrane depolarization during action potential; calcium ion import. The transcript has 33 exons. Bases 15 to 6641 code for a protein of 2208 amino acids. Gene Ontology annotation, cellular component: voltage-gated sodium channel complex; plasma membrane; voltage-gated calcium channel complex.